Molecule: messenger RNA, 276 nt
Organism: Prunus armeniaca (apricot)
Lineage: Eukaryota; Viridiplantae; Streptophyta; Magnoliopsida; Rosales; Rosaceae
Source: the annotation of a GenBank genome assembly
AUGAAGGACAACAUGCUUGUUCGCAGAUCAUGCUUCGACCCUCAUCUCAUCCGCAUCAAAUACCCGCAAACACUCGAGAUGCUCUGCAAAAUACACGAUGGUGAAUGCGGGAACCACGUUGGGGGUAGAUCGCUUGCCAGAAGGCUUUCAGCUCAGACUACCUCUCGCCUACCUACGCCAAGACUCCAUGGAGCCAUUUACUUGGUGGGACCUAUGCCACCUGCACUUGCCAAUGAAGACAUGAUGAUCGUUGCCAUUGACUACUUCACUGAGUAG